UUGCACGAAACUGAACACAGCUUAGCGUAACGAAGGAAGAGAGAAGUUUUGCUUAGAGAGAGAGAGAACUUUUACUUGGAGAGAGAGAGAGAGAGAGAGAGGGAGAGACAGAGAGACAGAGAGAGAUGAAGAUCACAGCGCUCUUGGUAUUGAAGUGCAAUCCGGAGGGAUCGGAUCCGGUAAUUUUAGCAAACGCUUCCGAUGUGAGUCAUUUUGGGUACUUCCAGAGGUCCAGCGUCAAAGAAUUCGUUGUUUUUGUCGGCCGGACUGUCGCCAAACGUACCCUUCCCGGCCAACGCCAGUCCGUCCAGCACGAAGAGUACAAGGUGCAUUCUUACAACAGCAAUGGCCUGUGUGCAGUGGGGUUUAUGGAUGAUCAUUAUCCUGUCCGAAGUGCCUUUUCUCUUCUUAAUCAGGUGCUAGAUGAGUACCGGAAGAAUUUUGGUGAUUCAUGGAGGGCUUUGCAGGCAGAUAAUACUCAACCCUGGCCAUAUUUGGAUGAAGCAUUGACCAAGUUCCAAGAUCCUGCAGAGGCAGACAAGUUGUUGAAAAUUCAGAGGGAGUUGGAUGAGACAAAAAUUAUCCUUCAUAAAACUAUUGACAGUGUACUAGCACGAGGUGAGAAACUGGACAGCCUAGUUGAGAAGAGUUCAGAUCUGAGUGCUGCUUCACAGUUGCUAACAUAGAACUUAUGGUGGAUGUUGAAACAGAUGUUCUACAAGCAGGCAAAAAAAACCAAUCAAUGUUGUACUAUACUGUAACCUAUCAAAGCAAGCAGCACGAUAAUGUAAUGUUAGUGUUUGAAGGGUGUGGUUGACAGUAUGAUUGUAACGUGUUUAUAUCAUUUAUCAAUUGUUUGUUUGUCAGAACCACGGACAAUAUUCUAUCUCUUGGAUCGAAAAAAAAAAAGAAAACUGAAUAUCAACAAUAGAGUUUCAUAUUA
Manihot esculenta (cassava) is the source of this 943-nucleotide messenger RNA. RefSeq names its product VAMP-like protein YKT61. Bases 126 to 686 code for a protein of 186 amino acids. Gene Ontology annotation, cellular component: Golgi apparatus; membrane. The transcript is spliced from 6 exons. Gene Ontology annotation, biological process: endoplasmic reticulum to Golgi vesicle-mediated transport. Lineage: Eukaryota; Viridiplantae; Streptophyta; Magnoliopsida; Malpighiales; Euphorbiaceae. The record is from RefSeq and is a predicted model, not a curated record. Gene Ontology annotation, molecular function: SNAP receptor activity.